Molecule: messenger RNA, 441 nt
Organism: Knipowitschia caucasica
Lineage: Eukaryota; Metazoa; Chordata; Actinopteri; Gobiiformes; Gobiidae
Source: the annotation of a GenBank genome assembly
AUGGGGGUGAGGAGGUUAGUGCGGGUGAUGGGGGUGAGGAGGUUAGUGCGGGUGAUGGGGGUGAGGAGGUUAGUGCGGGUGAUGGGGGUGAGGAGGUUAGUGCGGGUGAUGGGGGUGAGGAGGUUAGUGCGGGUGAUGGGGGUGAGGAGGUUAAUGCGGGUGAUGGGGGUGAGGAGGUUAGUGUGGGUGAUGGGGGUGAGGAGGUUAGUGCGGGUGAUGGGGGUGAGGAGGUUAGUGCGGGUGAUGGGAGUGAGGAGGUUAGUGCGGGUGAUGGGGGUGAGGAGGUUAGUGCGGGUGAUGGGGGUGAGGAGGUUAGUGCGGGUGAUGGGGGUGAGGAGGUUUGUGCGGGUGAUGGGGGUGAGGAGGUUAGUGCGGGUGAUGGGGGUGAGGAGGUUAGUGCGGGUGAUGGGGGUGAGGAGGUUAAUGCGGGUGAUGGGGUGA